CCCGAUCGUAGUCCGAAUUGUUUUAUAUUGUAUUAUCCGUCACCUCAUCGUCAACAUUUCGGUACUGCAUCAACUGCCAGUCUUUUCGUAUGAGCACAAUGUCAUCAGCAAGCCGGGCCAUAGUGUGUGUCGGAAAGGGGGAAGCCGCUGUCAAGGAAGUGCCCAUUCCCAACCUUCGCGAGGGCCAUGUUCUAGUCAAGGUGAAGGCAUUAGGUUUGAAUCCGACAGAUUGGAAGUCCAUUUACAGUGGCGACGCAAUAGGCAUGAGGAUAGGUUGUGACUACGCAGGAGUGGUCGAGGAAGUCGGUUCGGGCGUGACUAAGGCCCUGAAGAAAGGGGACCGCGUAAGCGGGAUGGCGCACGGAGGGAUUGAUGGCGUCAGAGGUGCUUUUGGGGACUAUGCCAUUGCAAAUGCUGACGUACUGCUCAUCAUCCCGGAUAAUGUCAGCUUCGAAGACGCUGCGACUCUAGGCGUUGGCAUCACAACAGUUGGCCAGGGCCUGUACCAGUUCUUGAAGCUUCCUCUCCCAAUGAGCCCGCUCUCCACACCCAAGGCUAUUCUGAUCAACGGAGGAAGCACCGCCACUGGGAUCUUGGGCAUCCAGUUUGCGAAGCUAUCCGGUCUCACUGUACUCACCACCUCCUCACCUCACAACUUUGACUACCUGAAGUCUCUGGGAGCAGAUGCCGUAUUCGAUUACCAUACUCCGGCCGAGGAGCUGGCCAAGGAGAUAAAGGCACAUACCCAGAACAGCCUCACUCUCGCUUGGGACUGCUCGCCCACGCCCGAGUCGACCCAGCUGUCUGCGGCGGCAAUGAGCGACUCCCAGCCAGGGAUCUAUGGUGCCCUACUUCCCGUCAAGGAUGAGGCGCUGAAGGCAGUCAAUCCGCAAGUCUCUGGUGGGUUCACCAUGGGCUAUACGGUCUUUGGCGAGGCGUUCACGCGCGGUGGACGGGACUAUCCCGCCAAGCCACAGGACAGGGAGUUUGGAAAGGCCUUUUGGGAUCUUAGCCGGGACCUGCUGGCACAGGGAAAGUUCAAGGUUGCCCGGAUAUCGGUGAAUCAGGGCGGGGCGGGCCUGGAGGGGGUGCUGAAGGGGUUGGAGGACCUGAGAAAUGGCAAAGUGAGCGGGACCAAGCUGGUCUAUACGCUAUAG
Diaporthe batatas is the source of this 1157-nucleotide messenger RNA. RefSeq lists its product as uncharacterized. The coding region runs from base 90 to 1157 and encodes 355 amino acids. The record is from RefSeq and is a predicted model, not a curated record. NCBI's taxonomy places the organism in Eukaryota, Fungi, Ascomycota, Sordariomycetes, Diaporthales, Diaporthaceae. Gene Ontology annotation, molecular function: oxidoreductase activity, acting on NAD(P)H. The transcript has 3 exons.